CACUGUAUGCUGCAGAGCGGAGAGUGAGAAUCAAUCCGUGCUUGUUGCCGGCUGUUGUCGAAGAUCAAAAUACUUUUAAGUAAUAACCAUGGCCACCGAAGUCCAAGAAACUGCACCAGUCUCAGCCUCGGAGGAGGCUCCUGCUGCUGCGCCCAAGAAGAAAGCAGCGGCCAGUAAGAAAGCCAAGCCGGCUGCUGCUGAGGCUGGUACCCCAGCUAAAAAGAAGAAAAACAAGAAGAAGAAGAACCAGCCAGGAAAAUACAGCAUGCUGGUGAUUGACACCAUCCGUAAGCUGGGUGAAAGAAAUGGUUCGUCUCUGGCAAAGAUUUAUAAUGAAAGCAAGAAGGUCAGCUGGUUCGAUCAACAGAAUGGACGUACGUACCUUCGCUACUCCAUCAAGGCACUCUUGCUGAAUGAUUCGCUCAUCCAGGUGAAGGGCACCGGGGCGAACGGCUCCUUCAAGCUAAACAAAAAGAAGUUUGAGAAAUCGUCGGACAAGAAGGGCUCGUCCAAGGCGGCAAAGGGCUCAGCCGCUGCGACCAAGAAGGACAAAAAGCCAGCGGAUAAGAAAGCGAAGGCGAAAGUGACACCCAAAAAGAAGAAGCCGUCGAAACCGACCACUGGAGCAGCCAAAAAGGCGGCCAAACCCAAAAAGGCAGCCAAAAAGCCAGCCACCGCGACCAAGAAGGUUAAGAAGCCGAAAAAGGCCAGCAAGCCAUCCGUGCCAAAAUUGCCAAAAGCCAAGAGUGCGAAAGCGUCCAGAGGGGCAAAAUGAGAAACUCCUCAAGUGGACUGGCGAGCUACAGACUUUGCUAAACACGAGAUGCUAUAUCUUUUUGGAGCUAUCGAUAGAUUUCUCGUCUUCUUAAUGGACCAUAUUUUAGUUGUUAAUCGGAGAUAGCUGUAAAUGCCUUUUGGUUUUGCAUUUGAUGUUUUAUGCCUUAAAGGUAAAUAUGCUUGUUUUGAACAUUUGCUUUUAUAUCGUAUGUUUCGGAAAAAUGGAAGGUGGUUUGGGGAGGGGGUGAAGAUUAAGUUAACAUGAUGCAUAGCUACUCAUGUGGAAUAUGUUUAAUUUGUACGACUGUCUAAUUUUCGAUCUGUGUUUUAACUGCACUGCGUAAUGAUUUUGGAAGAGUUGUUUUGAUUUGAUAUGUGGGCAACGCCCCCUGGAUGCUCGCCCUGUGUAACCGUUGAGUGAUCCAGGUGGGAGGGACCAGAGAAAGUUAAACCAUGCAGCCGCCAUAAAGAAACAAAAGGAAAUGUUUUUGUAUGCUACAAUGCAAUUUCUCCCACCGCCGAAAACAUUUUUUUUGUUUUUUUUGUUGUUGGUUACAUUUCUCAAAUAAAUGUCGUAUGAAUAUGUCAA
Messenger RNA from Megalops cyprinoides (Indo-Pacific tarpon), 1366 nucleotides. Its product is annotated as histone H1.10-like. The record is from RefSeq and is a predicted model, not a curated record. Bases 89 to 775 code for a protein of 228 amino acids. Gene Ontology annotation, biological process: nucleosome assembly. The transcript has a single exon. NCBI's taxonomy places the organism in Eukaryota, Metazoa, Chordata, Actinopteri, Elopiformes, Megalopidae. Gene Ontology annotation, molecular function: structural constituent of chromatin; DNA binding. Gene Ontology annotation, cellular component: nucleosome.